This is a messenger RNA of Dendrobium catenatum, 3705 nucleotides long. Its product is annotated as guanylate-binding protein 2-like. The record is from RefSeq and is a predicted model, not a curated record. The coding region runs from base 222 to 3431 and encodes 1069 amino acids. The transcript is spliced from 14 exons. Gene Ontology annotation, molecular function: GTP binding; GTPase activity. Lineage: Eukaryota; Viridiplantae; Streptophyta; Magnoliopsida; Asparagales; Orchidaceae.
UUUCUGAAAAUCAAACCCGACAUUUUGAAAAUUCCGCCGAAUCUGCAGCUCUUUUCGAUUUUGUAACGCAUCCCCGAAGAACAUAUUGUUUCAAAUUUAUCAUUUUCGAAGAGAGAUCAAACCAGAUAUACGCAUAAAGAAUUGAGGAAUAAAGCCACAGGGAAGCGAAGUGGACUCUGUAGUGGCUGCAGAAAAGGAGAUAGCGUUGGUAGGGAAGGAAGAUGUUGCAGAUGCUGGGAUUACGCGGGGGUUCGGGAGCCAAGGGUACGGAGACAUCACCUGAAUCAGCCAACGGAAGCGCUAACCCUACCUCGGCCCCCCAUGGACCGGCGAGGCCCCUCCGGCUCGUCUACUGCGACGAAAAGGGCAAGUUCGUGAUGGACCCUGAGGCCGUCGCUGCCCUUCAGCUCGUAAAAGGCCCCGUAGGCGUCGUCUCCGUCUGCGGGCGAGCUCGUCAAGGCAAAAGCUUUAUUCUAAACCAGCUUCUUGGUAGGAGUAGUGGUUUCCGAGUAGCUUCCACUCAUCGACCAUGCACCAAGGGGCUUUGGAUGUGGAGUGCACCAUUGAAACGCACAGCUGUUGAUGGAACUGAGUACAACCUUUUACUCCUGGAUAGUGAAGGAAUUGAUGCUUUUGAUCAAACGGGAACUUACAGCAUUCAGAUAUUUUCUCUGGCUGUUCUUUUGUCUAGCAUGUUUAUAUAUAACCAGAUGGGUGGUAUUGAUGAGGCUGCCCUCGAUCGUUUAUCCCUUGUUACGCAAAUGACUAAGCAUAUCCGCAUCCGGGCUUCUGGCGGGAGGUCUUCAACAUCUGAGCUGGGGCAGUUUUCUCCUGUGUUUGUCUGGUUGUUGAGGGACUUCUAUUUGGAUUUGGUUGAGGAAAGCAGAAGAAUUACUCCACGUGACUACCUAGAGCUGGCCUUGAGGCCGGUGCCAGGAGGAAGGGAUGUAUCAGGAAAAAAUGAGAUUCGGGAGUCCAUUCGUGCGCUCUUCCCUGACAGAGAAUGCUUUGCUCUUGUGCGUCCUUUAAAUAAUGAAAGUGAUCUACAACGCUUGGACCAAAUGCCUAUUAAUAGAUUACGACCAGAAUUUAGGUCUGGCUUGGAUGCUUUGACAAAAUUUGUCUUUGAUAGAACCAGGCCUAAACAAGUUGGAGCAACUGUGAUGACAGGGCCUAUUCUCGCUGGUAUUACGCAGUCAUUCUUGGAAGCCAUCAACAAUGGUGCUGUACCCACAAUAUCUUCCUCUUGGCAGAGUGUUGAAGAGACAGAAUGCCGCCGGGCCUAUGAUUACGCCACUGCGGUUUACUUGUCUUCUUUUGACCGCUCAAAACCAGCUGAUGAAGGCAUUCUGAGAGGGGAACAUGAAGUUGCUGUUCAGAAGGCACUUACUGCGUUCACUGCUGGUGCUGUGGGAGUUGGGUCAGCUCGUUUGAAUUAUGAAAAACUUCUUCACAAUUUCUUCAAAAAGACUUUUGAGGAGUACACAAAGAAGGCUUUCCUAGAAGCGGAUUUGCAGUGCUCAAGAAUUAUACAGAAUAUGGAAUCAAAGCUGCGUGCUGCGUGCCAAGUCCCUGAUGCAAAAGUUGAUGAUGUGCUUAAGGUUUUAGAUGGUUUAGUUGCUGAUUGUAAAUCAUCCUGUCAUAGUCCAGGAAAAUGUGAAAAGUUGGUUUCCUUCUUACAACACUGUUUGGAGGGGCCGAUUCUGGACCUUUUCAGGAAAAAGUUGGAUAAAAUUGAAUCUGAAAGAACUGGUUUUAAGUUGAGGUGCACUUCAAGUGAUGAAAAAUUGGAAUUGCUCAAGAAACAGCUAGAGUCGAAUGAGAAACACAGAGCUGACUAUUCAAAGCGUUAUGAGGAUGCUAUCUCUGAUAAGAAAAGAAUUGCUGAAGAUUAUUCUGUUCACGUUGCAAAUCUGAAGAGUAAAUGCAGCACACUGGAGGAACGCUGUUUGAGUUUAUCAAAAUCUUUGGAGAUCACUAAAGGUGAGUCUGCUGGGUGGAAAGGUAAAUAUGAACGCAUCUCUUUGGAGCAAAAGGCAGAAGAAGAGAAAUUGAAGACUUACAUUGCUGAUUUGGAGGCCAGUAGUACUGCAAUUGAAGGAAAAUUAGUUGCUAUCCGUGAACAGGCAAAUUUGGCCAAUGAAGAGGCGACAGAAUGGAAGCGGAAAUAUGAAUUUGCUCUUGCAGAAGCUAAGGGAGCUCGUGAUAGAGCAGCGCAGGUAUUGGAGUAUUCAAAUAAGAAGGCACAAGAGAGAGAAGAUGCCUUAAGAGAUGAAUUAUCUGACAAACUAGUAGAGAAGGAUGAGGAAAUCAGAAAGCUGAAUGCCAAGAUUGACCAUACUGAACUGCAAGCUAGCAGUUUUAGUUCUCGACUGGAGGCUGCUGAGUCAAGAGUUAAAAGAUACGAAUUGGAAAAUUUAGCAUUGGAGGAAGAAAUUAACAGGCUAACUGAGAUGCUAAAUUCCAUAAAAACUAGAGCCCAAUCUCAUGAGAGAGAACUCAAAAUGCUCGAGCAACAGAAGAAUCAUCUUCAAGAGAAAUAUCUAUCAGAAUGCAAAAAUCAUGACGCAGCUGAAAAGAGAUGCAAAGAGGCGGAAAGGGAAGCUAAGAAAGCUAUAGAACUAUCUGAUAUUGCUAGAACUGAGGCUGCUGCUGCUCAUAAGGAGAAGAACGAGGCUCAUAGCUUAGCCAUGGAACGGCUUGCGAUAAUUGAAAGAGCUCAGCGACAAGUUGAAAACCUGGAGAUAGAGAAAUCCAAGUUAACUGAAGAAGUAGAGAGGCUGCGAUCAUGUGAACUGGAAGCAACUUCCAAAGCAGAUUUGUUCGAGAGAAGACUUGAAGAGAGGGAUAAAGAAAUUGAGGAGAUGAUGUGCAGAAGCAAUGAGCAGAGGUCCAGCACAGUACAUGUUCUCGAGUCUCUGUUGGCUACAGAGCGUGCUGCGCUAGCUGAGGCCAACAAUCGAGCAGAAGCUCUAUCGAUUCAGCUUCAAGCCACUCAAAGCAAGCUUGAUUCUCUGCAGCAGGAGCACACUUCUGUUCGGCUCAUCGAGACUGCACUUGAUAGUAAGCUCCGGACAGCAAACCCUAAACGUUCCAGGAUGGAUUAUUUCCCGGCGACAGAAUCAGUUCAGGAUAUGGAUAUUGAUGGUGAGACUCUUCGAAGCAGAAAGCGAUCGAAGAGCACUAUUAGCCAAUUGAAUCUGAAGGAAACUGAGGAUGGUGGCUCUGUUUAUGGUGGGGCUGAUGAGGAUAAUAGUAAAGAGAGUAAAGAAAAUCAGGAAACGGAAUCUGAUGAUUAUACAAAAUUCACUGUGCUUAAAUUGAAGCAGGAGCUUACAAAACAUGGUUUUGGUGCCCAGCUGCUACAGCUGAAGAAUCCUAACAAGAAGGAUAUCCUGGCUUUGUACACAAAGCAUGUACUCAAAAAAUAGCUCCUUUUUUUGGGUUGGAGCGUUUAUGGGUUUAACUAUUGCAUAUAAUCUACGAUGCGUUGAUCGAUUAAAUUUAGGACUUGGUAUUUAUUAUUUGUGUAAGAAUUCGAAAAAGGUAAAUAGUAAAGAUUUGGAAUUUUAGGUAUGAAACCAUUUGUAUGUAUUAUGAAGUAUUUUAAUGCUUGAAAAUGCUUGGGUCUGCGUUAGAAUGAGUCCCAAGUGUAGCGUGUGAAUUUUGUCAAAAUUUGAGAAUGUCACUUUUGGAGCGCCCCAA